Aureobasidium pullulans EXF-150 is the source of this 699-nucleotide messenger RNA. Its product is annotated as ankyrin. The transcript is spliced from 2 exons. Lineage: Eukaryota; Fungi; Ascomycota; Dothideomycetes; Dothideales; Saccotheciaceae. Gene Ontology annotation, molecular function: protein binding. The coding region runs from base 1 to 699 and encodes 232 amino acids. The record is from RefSeq and is a predicted model, not a curated record.
AUGGACGGCUAUGUCGAGGUGGUCAAACUCUUACUCGUACACAAUCCUGGUAUCAUUACAGCCGUUGACAAACGGAAGAACACUGCCCUGCACUUCGCGUGCCGAGAGGGACGUCUUGACGUUUUGAAGCUGUUGUUGAAUACUGAUGCUUCAAACAUUGGUGCAACUGGCGGCUUCUACCCGUUGCACUAUGCCGCGACUUCCGGUAAUGUAGAAGUGAUUGAGCUUCUGCUAUCGCAGCCAGGAGUCGACAAGAACGUGGUGUCGAUGAACGGAUAUACCCCAUUGUGCGACGCUGUAAGAAGGGGGCGUGAGAAGUCUGUCGAAACACUCUUGGCGCAUAAUGUCGAAGUGGACACGCCAGACAAUCGAGGCAGAACACCAUUACUCAUUGCAUCCCAGAAGAGCAAUCAGAAUAUCGUGAAAGCUCUGCUAGGUGCAGGGGCCAAAGCAGAACUGAACGACGCGUUGUCAAUUGCAUUGACAAACAGAGACGAAGGUCUGGUUCAGUUGUUGAAAAACGCUGGUGCAAUCGAGAAAGAUGAGGGUUUCGGAAUUGAGGAGCUCAUGAAGAUGGCAACUCUCGGCGACGUUUUUGGAAUUGAGGAACCAGGAACGGAUACAGGCGAUACUGCCACGGCCAAGGAACCGCAGGCGAUAUCCGGUGCUGAGUGUGUCGAAGAAGAUUUGACUUCCUGA